UUUAUCAUCUUUUAAAUAUAAAUUAAGGAAAAAUACUACACAAUGGCUGCAACAAUGCCAAUAAAUCCAAAACCAUUUCUAAAUGGUUUAACUGGAAAACCAGUUAUGGUAAAAUUAAAAUGGGGUCAUGAAUAUAAAGGUUAUCUUGUCUCCGUCGAUGGAUAUAUGAACUUACAAUUAGCUAAUACAGAGGAACAUAUAGAAGGAAAUUGUACUGGCAACCUUGGUGAAGUCUUAAUCAGAUGUAAUAAUGUAAUGUAUAUAAGAGGUGUGGAAGAGGAAGAUGAGGAAGGAGAAAUGAAAGACUAGUUCCCAUAAUGUUUAUAAAUCAAUUUAGGAUAAUACUUUUUAUUUUUAAGAUUAAGAUUACGUAAGACUAAAAAAUAAUAAUAAAGCAAAUUGUUUUUUAAAACUAUGUAAAUUUAUUUAUCAGCAACAAUACACUCAUAUUUAUAUCACAA
Molecule: messenger RNA, 461 nt
Organism: Bombus pascuorum
Lineage: Eukaryota; Metazoa; Arthropoda; Insecta; Hymenoptera; Apidae
Gene: SmF
Product: small nuclear ribonucleoprotein F
Exons: 2
Coding region: 43-309 (88 amino acids)
Biological process (GO): mRNA splicing, via spliceosome; spliceosomal snRNP assembly
Cellular component (GO): U1 snRNP; catalytic step 2 spliceosome
Molecular function (GO): RNA binding
Source: RefSeq, a predicted model, not a curated record